Nomascus leucogenys (northern white-cheeked gibbon) is the source of this 2637-nucleotide messenger RNA. Its product is annotated as NUT family member 2D-like. The record is from RefSeq and is a predicted model, not a curated record. Lineage: Eukaryota; Metazoa; Chordata; Mammalia; Primates; Hylobatidae.
AUGGAAGUAAAGGGGACAUCAGGUAGAAGCUUUUGCUGUGAGUCAGAAGGACAAUUUAAAAGUUGCCUAAAGAGGUGCACACCAUCUCUGUUGCUGCCUUCCAGUUGGAAGGGAAACUCAGGUUCUUGCCUAAUGGCCGAAGCCCUUCACAGAAUGUCCCCCACCCCUACCAGCUCCCCACUGCCCCUCCCCCUCUGCAGAAUGUCUGGGGUCCUAUGUUCAAACCUGUUUACUUUCAAAUUUUUACUGCUCCACUUGGACUCAGGAGCAUCUGCUGAGCCAGGUCACACUCUGGGUCUUACCCUUGACUUUUCUCAUUGCAGAAACUGCCAGACAGUGGUGGUCAGUACCCAGCCUGAGGGGAUGGCUUCAAAUGGAGCAUACCCAGUGCUGGGACCAGGGGUGACCGUGAACCCUGGCACCUCCGUGUCUGUGUUCAUGGCUCUGCCCUUCACCACACCCGCUCCCGGCCCAGCACACGGGCCGCCCCUUGUGACUGCAGGGGUUCCUCCAGGCGGCCCUCUGGUGCUGUCUGCCUUCCCCAGCACACCUCUGGUGGCAGGACAGGAUGGCCAUGGCCCAAGUGGGGCCGGGGCCGCCAACGUCUUUGUCCAUAUGAGGACAGAGGUGGAGCCUGUGAAGGCCCCUCAGGCACAGACCUUGGUCCUAACUCAGGCCCCCCUCGUCUGGCAGGCUCCAGGCACCCUUUGCGGAGGUGUCAUGUGUCCACCUCCCCUACUCCUGGCAGCUGCCCCUGUGGUGCCUGUUAUGGCUGCCCAGGUGGUUGGGGGCACCCAGGCCUAUGAGGGAGGCUGGUCCCAGGGCCUUCCUCUUCCACCACCAUCACCACCAGCUGCCCAGUUGCCCCCCAUCGUGUCCCAAGGGAAUGCUGGGCCAUGGUCACAAGGGACUCAUGGAGAGGGCAGCCUGGCUUCCUCCCAGGCCAAGGCCCCGCCAGACGACUCCUGUAACCCCAAGAGUGUCUAUGAGAACUUCCAACUCUGGCAGCACUACAAGCCCCUGGCCCGGAGGCACCUUCCCCAGAGUCCUGACACCGAAGCGCUUUCCUGCUUCCUCAUCCCAGUUCUCCGAUCCCUGGCCCGGCGGAAGCCCACCAUGACCCUGGAGGAGGGACUGUGGCGGGCCAUGCGGGAAUGGCAGCACACGAGCAAUUUUGACUGGAUGAUCUUCUAUGAGAUAGCAGAAAAGUUCCUGGAGUUUGAGGCUGAGGAGGAGAUGCAGAGUCAGAAAUUGCAAUGGAUGAAGGAGCCCCAGUGCCUGCCUCCUCCAGCCACACCGAGGCUUGAACCUCAAGGACCCCUGGCCCCUGAGGUGGUCAAGCAGCCAGUGUGCCUUCCCAGCAAGGCUGGCCCCAAGGCCCCGACUGCCUGCCUGCCACCACCCAGGCCCCAGAGGCCAGUGGAGACCAAGGCCCGUCUGCCACCCCCCCGGCCCCACCAGCGAGCAGAGACCAAGGCCUGCCUGCCACCACGCAGGCCCCAGAGACCAGCAGAGACCAAGGUCCCCAAGGAGAUUCCCCCAGAAGUGGUGCAGGAGCAUGUGGACAUCAUGGAGGAACUGCUGGGGCCUUCCCUCAGGGCCACGGGGGAGCCUGAGAAACAAUGGGAAGAGGGCGAAGUGAAGCAGCCACAGGAAGAGGACUGGACGCCCCCAGAUCCGGGCCUCCUGAGCUACAUUGACAAGCUGUGUUCCCAGAAAGACUUCGUCACCAAGGUGGAGGCCGUCAUUCACCCCCCAUUCCUGGAAGAAUUGCUUUCCCCAGAUCCACAGAUGGAUUUCUUGGCCCUAAGCCAGGAGCUGGAGCUGGAGCAGGAGGAAGGACUCACCCUUGCCCAGCUAGUGGAGAAGCGCCUCCUACCCUGGAAGGAGAAACAGCAUGCGAGGGCAGGCCCUGGUCAUGGCAUGGCCCGGUUGGACUCAAGUUCUUCCGAGUUUGCAGCUGGCCAAGGAGCAGAGAGAGACGUCCCUGACCAACAAGGGGUUGGCAUGGAAACCUGCCCGCCCCAGAUGGCAGCAUGGGACCCUCAGGGAUGAGGCAGAGCACACACUGGCAUGGCCAGGUCCAAAGACUCUGCUGUGCUUUUGGGGUGUCAGGAUCCCCCUGGGCUGAGGGCUGCCCGGCCAACCUCUCCUCCCCAGGACCACAGACCCACCUGCCCUGGCCUGGGUACCAAGGAUGCCUUGGAUCUGCCUGGAGGGUCUCCUGUCAGGGAGUCACAUGGGCUGGCUCAGGGGUCAAGUGAGGAGGAGGAGCUCCCCAGCCUGGCCUUCCUCUUGGGUUCCCAGCACAAGCUGCCACCCUGGUGGCUACCCCAGAGCCCUGUCCCUGCCUCGGGCCUUCUCAGCCCAGAAAAGUGUGGACCCCAGGGAGCUCUUCAGCCCCCAUCUGCUAAGAGAAGAGGCCUCAGCCUAGCACCAUCUCCUGCCACCAAGUCCAAGAAGCGACCUGUCUUGGGAAGCCCAUCCCCUGCUGAAGAGACACCCCACCCAGGGCCUGUCAGGGUCUCUGGGGAGCAAUCCCUGGCUUGAGGGCUGGGUGGCCCCUCACGGUCUCAAAAGAGAAAAGGUGACCCCUUGGUCUCCAGGAAGGAGAAGAAGCAGCAUUGUAGCCAGUAG